CUGAAUAAGAGCUAAAUGUUAAGCUUGAUCUUAAAAUUAUACUCUGAAGUGUUGUUUAGAUUUAAACUGCUGCCUUAUCAGUCCGCAUCCGAAAGGUGCAGAACUCCAGUCCGUGUUUACCGGAAGCGCUCGAGUGUAAACAAACUCAACGUUCAUAACGAGGAGACGCGCUUCAUCCUCAGAGUUAUGGAGAGUUAUGAAGACUUCAUACAGAGAUGUUAUAAUAGUAAUAAUGAUGAUGAGGCUGAAGAUGAGCCACACACACCUUUAACUACGUCAUCUCUGAUUGUGUUUCAUGGAGCUUGUAUUCUUCCUCCUGUGCUGAAUGAGCAGCAGAGAGUCGAGAUGAGGACAUUGAGAGACACAGCAGUCAGUCUGAUGACGAUGAAGAGGAGGAAGAGGGGAGAGGAAGAGUCUCAGUCCAGCUUUGCAGACGUGAGCAUCAGCCAUGCUGAACAGAACACCACCAUCACAGACAGUGACAUCAUCACCUCAGCUCCUCCCGCUCUGCUCACAUGUCACCCUCUGACGUCAACAGCUCAUGAUGACCGAUCAGCCAAUCAGCUGCGAGCUUCUCCAGAGGACCAAUCACUGGACAGCACCCAGAUCACGGUCCUGUUUGAGGGCGUCGGUCACAAGAACGACAGGUCACAUGAUGCGCUUGACAGCCAGACGGCGAUGAUGUCAUCAGGGUACGUAACCAAUGACAACACAGACCUCAGCUGGAUGGAGGCAGCCGCUGUUCGCUCCCAGCUGACUGCCACAGGAAGUGACAUCAUCAGCCACGCUCCAGUAGAUGGAGCAAUCCUAGAAGCGGAAGCUGAUGAGGUUUCACCACUAAAAAUGGCCGAUGACCUUACAGACGCUGAUGAAGGCCCGUAUCGCAUGAGUCUUCAAAACCUCCUGAAGAAAUCCCAAGAGUACCGGCGGCGGCAGCGUCUCCUGCGCACGCAAGCUAAAGCGCUGAAGCCGUCCGCAGACGAGCACAGCCUGUCAGACAAAGAGAACGAGGAGCUUCCCAAACACAUCUGGAAGACGGAGCUCAGGAAAGCCAGAGAGAAGAAGAAGGAGAAAGCAGAUCUUAUACACACAGACGUCUUCAACCAAACCAACACACACACCGCUAAUCAUGAAGACAUCAGCGCUGUGUUUACUGCACUUCCUGUUCCAGCUAAACCUCUGUAUGGCUCCAGAAUGAAGCCGCUCAGUGUGUCCAGAUCGCACUUAGCAGUGGAUGAUAAGUAUGCAAAUAUCCCCACGCCGCAGUUCUGCUCGAGCCCGGUGCGCUGUAAGAAAGGAGGCGGGGCUUCUGCUCGCGUUCAGAAAGCUUUGAGCAGAUCUGAUCUGAGAUCAGUGAAUGAUGGAGGAUUAAUGCAGACACAGCAGAUCACUCAGCUGGAGCUCAACCUGUCCAGCCUCAAAACACUGAUCUCAGACCUGGAGUCCACACUCACGCUCUCGCACGCCGACCAAUCAGAUAGCCCGGCUCAUAACUGCGUCAAACGAAUCGUCACGUUCGGUGGAGCAGUCCAGCAGGAGGUCAUCGCAGGGGAUUGUGGGAUUGAGAAGCAGACCUCGCCUGUGGGCGUCCUCACUGAUAACAGUAAUCAGAGAACACAUGCUGAUGGUGAAGGGAGCUCUCUGAUUGGCUCGUCUUAUGAUGUCGACGCCCCCUCCAGCUUGUGGAGUCAGCUGACCCCUGAGGUCGGAGGUCAUGAGGGCGUGUCCCGGGUCAAGCGGAGGCUGCUGAUGAAUGAGGAGACGCACUGCAGCCCGAGCACAGCAGUUCUGCAGACGCAGGAGGACCACGUCACAUUUCUGAUGGAGGAAGAGCGCAGACAGCAGCAGGAACUACUGCAGUCUCUAGCGGUGCGGUACCAGUUUCUGCGGAGUGUGUCCUUCCCGUGUCCCAGUGCAGCCUCACGUCUGGAGGACACGCCGACCUCCAUCCUCGCCUCAUCUGUCUGCACACACACUGAGCUCACAGACGCCCAGGUGUUGUGUCUGGCUGCAGUGGUGAAGGGUUUUCUGACUCGUCGUCUCCUGCGCACUGAACGCGUCUCUCACAUCAUCAGGACCAUCAAGGACACACAGAUGUUCCUGCAGUCGUUCCAGUCGUCUGUCAGCUGCAGGAAUGAUGUGAUGCUGCAAGAGCGCGUCACACUGCAGCUGCGUUCUGCUCGUCUGGAGCUCCACCAGCUGAUGUUCAUCUCCAGCUCUUGUGAACAGAUGCAGAUGAUCCGACAGGACCGAGAGCUGAGGCGAGAGCGCAGAACACACACGCAUCCCAAAGGGAAGCUGUCUCUGUCUGACGCCACCAGAAAAGCCCUGGAGCGCAAGAAACUGCUCCUGAUGCAGCAGAGGUCAGCUGACAGGAAGCGGUUAUCUCCAUCCACUGAGGAAAAGUGGAAACUGGUGCCAAAAAUCUGCCGCGUCUCCAAGAAGAAAACGCCGACACACGGAGCUCCAUCCCAUUUGUAUUGACCUUUAUUUAGUGCUUUUAUUUAUGAUGUUUUUAUGGCAGUGCUGCCUUCACUGCUCACUGGUUUUCUGUUGUUGCACACUUUAAUAAACGGUGCUAAUCACUGCUGUGUUUCGGC
Molecule: messenger RNA, 2600 nt
Organism: Danio rerio (zebrafish)
Lineage: Eukaryota; Metazoa; Chordata; Actinopteri; Cypriniformes; Danionidae
Source: RefSeq, a predicted model, not a curated record